GGGUUUUGCAGUCUCCUGAUUUCCUCUUGCCCCCCAAGGAGCCAGCAUGGGCAAUCUCCUUUGUAGCUUCAGGAGCAGGUCUGUUGCCCUGAAGGUUGCAUUCUGAGCUGAGGAGUAUAAAGGUAACCACUUGUUUUUCCUUUCAAAGAUCUGCCCCAAAGAUAGGCUGCAGCUCUCCUGGAAAGCCUGAUCGGUAGGAUUCCUUCAGGGGCUCAGCCCAAAGUGCUUCCUCCCAUCCCCUCUCCAACUUCCAAGCCAAAGCUUGCCAAGAACCUCUGGAAGGAAACCUGCUGGAUUCUAGCAUUUCGCACAAAUGGCUAAUCCUGGAGGUGGUGCUAUUUGCAAUGGGAAUCUGCACAAUCACGAGAAACAGAGCGACGGCUCAGCCAGUGGAAACUGCGCGAAGAAUGGGAUAGUAAAAGAAGCCCAGCAAAAUGGGUGGCCACAUGUUUACGAUAAGCCACUUGUUGAAUCCUUUGAGGAAGCACCUCUUCAUGUGAUGGUUUUCACUUACUUGGGAUAUGGACUUGGAACCCUAUUUGGCUAUCUGAGAGACUUUUUGAGGAGCUGUGGAAUAGAAAAGUGUAACGCAGCCAUAGAGCGAGAAGAACAAAAAGAUUUUGUGCCGCUUUAUCAAAACUUUGAGAAUUUUUACACGCGGAACCUGUACAUGAGAAUCAGAGACAACUGGAACCGGCCCAUCUGCAGUGCCCCGGGGUCUCGGUUUGAUGUGAUGGAGAGGGUGUCGGAUGACUACAACUGGACAUUUAGGUUCACUGGAAGAAUCAUCAAAGAUGUCAUCAACAUGGGCUCAUACAACUUCCUUGGCCUGGCUGCCAGUUAUGAUGAAUCUAUGAGGACAGUAAAGGACGUUUUAGAGGAGUAUGGCUUAGGUGUGGCCAGCACCAGACAUGAAAUGGGAACCUUGGAUAAGCAUGAAGAAUUGGAGAACCUUGUGGCUAAAUUCCUGAAUGUAGAAGCAGCUAUGGUCUUUGGGAUGGGAUUUGCAACUAACUCAAUGAAUAUCCCUGCACUAGUCGGAAAGGGAUGCCUCAUUUUAAGUGAUGAGUUAAAUCAUGCAUCUCUUGUACUUGGGGCCCGACUCUCAGGUGCAACCAUAAGGAUCUUCAAACACAACAACAUGCAAAGCCUUGAGAAGCUCCUGAGAGAUGCUGUAAUCUACGGCCAGCCUCGAAUCCGCAGAGCCUGGAAGAAGAUUCUCAUCCUAGUGGAGGGCAUCUACAGCAUGGAAGGUUCCAUCGUGCAUCUGCCUCAGAUCGUGGCUCUAAAGAAGAAAUAUAAGGCUUACCUCUACAUAGAUGAAGCUCACAGUAUUGGGUCCGUGGGCCCAACUGGCCGGGGUGUUGUAGAAUUCUUUGGACUGGACCCUCGAGAUGUUGAUGUGCUUAUGGGCACAUUCACCAAAAGCUUUGGAGCCUCAGGAGGUUACAUAGCUGGAAGGAAGGACCUUGUGGAUUAUUUACGAGUUCACUCACACAGUGCUGUUUAUGCUACAUCCAUGAGCCCCCCAAUAGCAGAGCAAAUCAUCAGAUCAAUGAAAUUUAUCAUGGGACUGGAUGGGACCACACAAGGGUUGCAGAGAGUACGACAACUUGCAAAAAACACAAGAUACUUCAGACAGAGACUGAAUGAAAUGGGAUUCAUUAUCUAUGGCAAUGAGGAGUCUCCCGUCAUCCCUCUGCUCCUUUACAUGCCUGCUAAAGUAGCGGCUUUUGCAAGGCAUCUAUUAAAUAGAAAAAUCGGGGUGGUGGUCGUUGGAUUUCCAGCUACUCCCCUCGCAGAAGCUCGGGCUCGGUUUUGUGUUUCAGCAGCACAUACCCGGGAGAUGCUAGACACAGUUUUGGAAAACCUGGAUGAAAUGGGUGAUCUCCUACAACUGAAGUAUUCUCGGCACAGGAAGUCAGCACGCCCCGAACUCUACGAUGAGACAAGCUUUGAACUGGAUGAUUAAGUCUCCUGGUCCUGAAUUGCACCUAAAGACUUUGCCAGAAAACCCCCCCUUUUUGCCUCAAAAGGAAUAUAAAUGGAUUUCUCCCCCUUUUCUAAGGACAAUUUUGGUUUCCAAACCAGCUUAAUUGAAUGAAGGAAAUGUUGUGUUUUUAAUGUCUCCAGCUUGGGAUGGCAGAGACAAAAAUAUGGUUCCAGAUUUUAAAAAUUUUCUCCUUUCCCAGUAUCCUGCUACAGUACAUCACACACACACACACACACACACACACACACACACACACACACACUUCCUAGAACAUUUUUAAUGGCAAUGAGCCUGUGUUUUCACUGCUACUGUGCAGACUCUCUGGUCCAGACUCUUUCAGGCAUUCCAACCAAAUGAGAGGGUUUUGAUUUUUAAUUCAGUAGAUCUCAUUAUGGGUGUAUUUAUUUCAUCUGCAGACGUGAGCAAGCGUGGUGGACAGUAGCUGACCUCCUUGUUUCACCCAUGAAUGCCCCAGCUAGAACUCUUCUGUAUCGUGGGGAGCCCCAGGCAGGAGAGUAAAGAAAUGUUGCUUCUACCAUUUGCCACAUUUGGACUUUUCCAAGGACGAGUGUCAAAAGCCAUAGUUAAUGUUUGGAGGGAGAGAGCAGGACUGGCCAGCAGUGACUCCAAACUUCUUUGAAGGAAACUUUCCUUUUCCUCUUGCUGGUCUCCUACAGUUUUACAGCUGAGCUUUUGAGGUUUGGAAAACUCAAGACUUUUGUUUCAUAAGGAAGGGGGCAGAAAGCAAACACAAACCAAUUGUAGGCUUAGAUUCAAACUGUAAUGUUAUGACAACUGGAAGGUUGUUGGUGCCAUGUGAGUGAAUGUUUAGCUUGCAUACAUAACCCUUAUUACGUUAAAGAAUGAGUUGUCAUUUUCCUAUUAAAUUUUGAGUAAAUGGUGAGAUGUAGUUUCCUUUAGAGUUGACUCGCAAGACUAUACUUGAAUGUAUUAAUCCAAAAAUGACAUUAAAAGCAAAUUCUAUUCAACUUUUUCAAGACUGACACCCCCAUUCAGGCCUAUUAAAUAGUCCUUACUGUCUGCUGGCACACGCAAUCCAAUUUUGGUAUAAAAUGGGUUCACACACUAUUGAGCAAAGAACUGUAAUUUCCUUGAGUUCUCUCUGUCUGUCUCUCUCUCUCUUCCUCUGUCUGUCUCUCUUUCUAAAUGUGAACACGAAUUUAUCUGGAAUAGUACCUUUUUGCUAAUUGGUUCUCGUUGGUAUGGAAAAAGCCAGUGGAAAACCUUAUCUUUAACAAGCUCCCAUAUGGUUCCCAGAUUUGGAAAUUCAAAAGAGCAGUGGUGACCUUUUAGCAAAGCUUCUAUACUAGUUCGAAUGAGUUACAGAACAUUCCACUCCAUCAAAUGACAGUAUAAACAAAUCACUUCAAGAGAGGCUUGACUUGUGACACAGAUGGACCCAAGCUUUCAUGCCAUACCCUGAGACAGAAACCCAGCCGGGCACACUGGUGUUGGAGAGAGCAACACGCCUGAUGCUCACAACUGAUUAAAGGAUAAAGAUGAGCAGUGUGGAAAGCUGUUUAUGGGGAGAGUAUAACCCCUAUUAGGUAUAUCAGUUUAAAAGUAGAUCACAACAAUAAGGUUUCUUACACACAUUUGUAAGGAUCACUAUCAAUGGAAGAGGAGAGGAAGUGAGUUCUCACAAUGCAGUUUCCCCCUCCAGUGACUAAUUCUGAUAACUAAAUUCUAAUUCUUCCCAAUGCAUCGGUGCACCAGUAAUUAUGCAAAGAAAAUACGUGUGGUAUCCAUGUCCCCAAAAAGGUCUUUUCUCUUGAAAAUGUGCAUUUAAAUGAAAUUGAUUCUAGUUAGUUGUCCAAAAAUGCAUAAAUGUCUUCAGUCCUAUAAAAGGAACAGUAGACGAAGAGGACCUUACUGAGGUAUAGCAAGCAAUAAACCUCCCCUUCCGUUCUAGAUGUCCAUGAUCUUCAUAUACACCUUCACAACUACCCUUUGAAUUUUAAGCAUUUAGAGGGGUGUCUUUGUGAGCUGCUAUAUUCGUCCAUCUUUAUGACUUUUAUGGGGGAUCCCGAGUCUAACUCAUGAUAGGAAAAUAUUUAUUUAUCCACCUGGCCUGAAGAACAAGGCAGGGGGAGGGCAUUACUAUUGCUUCAUCAAGAUCCCAGAGUCUUAGGACAAUUUAUUACAUUCUCAUGUGCAAGAUUUAA
Molecule: messenger RNA, 4179 nt
Organism: Lutra lutra (Eurasian river otter)
Lineage: Eukaryota; Metazoa; Chordata; Mammalia; Carnivora; Mustelidae
Gene: SPTLC3
Product: serine palmitoyltransferase long chain base subunit 3
Exons: 12
Coding region: 314-1972 (552 amino acids)
Biological process (GO): ceramide biosynthetic process; sphingosine biosynthetic process
Cellular component (GO): serine palmitoyltransferase complex
Molecular function (GO): serine C-palmitoyltransferase activity; pyridoxal phosphate binding
Source: RefSeq, a predicted model, not a curated record